This is a messenger RNA of Armigeres subalbatus, 8037 nucleotides long. Its product is annotated as cilia- and flagella-associated protein 298-like. Gene Ontology annotation, biological process: regulation of cilium movement; regulation of sodium ion transport. Bases 2286 to 3773 code for a protein of 495 amino acids. Gene Ontology annotation, cellular component: plasma membrane. Gene Ontology annotation, molecular function: sodium channel regulator activity. The transcript has 2 exons. NCBI's taxonomy places the organism in Eukaryota, Metazoa, Arthropoda, Insecta, Diptera, Culicidae. The record is from RefSeq and is a predicted model, not a curated record.
UUCGCGAGGACAUUUUAUUGUGAUAAUAUCCGUGUAAUCAGUGUAUAGAUGAUUUAGUUUACUUUUCUUCUUUGUACAUAAAAAAAUGUCAUAACGAGUGAAAACAUUCCCUAGAAUCACGGACUAGUGUGUCAUGUUGUGCAUUGUAACAAUUAAUCCUAUGCGAAUGUCGUCUGGUGUUAUCCAUUCCACAGAUAUUUUUUUCUUUGUCAAGUGAAAACCCGUAGAACAAAUUUCCCAGACCUCAGACCCUAGCAGACUUUCCGUCUCGGUUUCUCUUAACGGCAGGAAAGAGGCAAGAAGAGAAUAAAAAGAAGAUAGAACAAAGAUGUGUUUUCAUGGCUCACGGUACUGUGAAGUCAAAUGUGGGUGACUUUUUCCCUCAGAGGUGGUGAACAUUUUCCGUAAGUGCAAAAAGGGUCCUAGGGUUUUGUCGAUACGAGCAAUACUUGGAACGUCCUACGUACCCAUUUGAAUAGAGAAUGAAUGCGAGGAAAAGGCAUUAUGAAAUUUCCUCACUAUUAGCUCAACGUUUGUAACCGCAGCAGCAGUAGCAGUGCCCGCAAAACUUUAGUGUGGGAAAUCAAUGCGAUGCAUUAGAUUUGGAAAAACUUUCCUCGAGUUUAUUGGUGUUGUAUCGUGCUAAAGCGCCAUUUUGGCGUUUUAAAAAUGCAUGCAUAAAUUUUGCUCCCGAGCAGCAAGUGCGACAUGGACUCGGUACCUAUAAUCAUCACGAACGGGUUGGUAAAAUGUGAAACGAUGCACAAAUGAAAUAAUCAGCCUGGAACACUGGGAAGCAAACUCAAGCAGCUAAAUACAGAGGCUUCGAUUUUCUCUCUAUCAUAGUAGCGACGUUGCGUGUCGUGGUGGUGAAACCAGUUGAAGGAAAAAAGAAGGCCGCCGCACCAGUGUAGAAGUAUUAAGCCUUUCUAUCUGGAUAUAACAGGAAAGGCGACGUCGCGACACUGUCUAUAUGGUGUUAAGAAGGAAAAUAAGCGAAGUGCGGAUGAAAAUGGUGCAACGUUUGUCGGUUCAGUAUGUUUGUUGAGAUAAUUGGGCAAAAUUAAAACAAAUAUUGAUGAAUCAAUAACCAAUAACGGCAAGAAGAUUGAAAAGCAAUUACAACCAAAAUUUUGAUAUUUCGCUGUGCACAUAGAGGGUUUAAACUGUUCAUGGCAUCAUUCUGUUCUAUUUUGAUCAAUAAGUUCCAUUGUGUGGUAUCGUGAGUCAGAUAGUGAAGAAAGAAAUGAAAUUAUUUAUAAUUCAAAAUCAGUGAAAGACAUGCAAUAGUUAUGUAAAGAGGAAAAAUAAUUUGAGCACCGACAUACCAACCAAGCAGCUACUCGCCACUGAUGAAGGAGCGACGAGAGAAUGAGAGUGACUACAAUGUCAUGUGAAUGUAAAAUAUUGUACAUAAAUGUGGUGCCAACAAACCUAGUGUGGUAGCUAAUGGUCAUUUGCUGCACAAAAAGCGAAGAAAUAUAAACAGUCUGACGAAGAAUAAUUCUGCCAGCCGGACUGAGCUUAUCGUUGUUAAUUUUGCAUUCUUAUCCUACCAAUACGAACGUAGUAUCCUGUCGCAGAACGAUUGCCGCUGGACGGCGUAAGAGCACACUCGUACAAACGUAAGCUCUGCGUGCAGCACUCCGUAGUUUCAUUCCUUAACGUAAAUUGAUGAUAGCCGUUGCUCUCAUAGUUGGGGGAAUAUCCCAUCCUCGCUGAGAAAUACUCCAACUGGCAGACUGAGUCAAAUGUCUGUCGGAGCCGAGUCUAUGACGUUCUUCGAACCAUGGUUAAAAAUGGGGUGCCCAUGGCGCCCUCAUGUGAUUAAACAAUUCAAUUGAUGAAUGUUUAAUGAUUUUAUAUCCUUCAACAUACAUACCAUCUACGCUCGGAUACAUCGCUUUCAAAAACGUUGGGUCAAAGCCAUCAAAAGGAAACGGAAAUAUCAUAUCAACACCCAGGAGCGGAACGACUUGCUACAGUGCGAAGGUGUGCGUGUAGAGCAUAACGUUGUUCCAUUUCAAAUGUCAACUCGCUAAGGAUAGACUGCGGAAUUAUUGAAUAGCUUGGAAAAAAUAUCCUUGUCAUUCACACAACGGUGAAACAUUCACAUAAGUAGCGAGAAGGUGAACCCGUUUCUGGUCAACGGACUGCCUACAACCAUCCCAUUUAGAAUUUACCAUCAAGACUGUGCUCCGGAGCCGUAGUGGGAGAUCUUAUCGCCGAAACUCUGUUUGGACCAACCAGAUUAGCGCGAAUUACCGACUAAUCUUCACGAGGAUAUGGAUGAGGAAGCUGUACCACGCACAUUUCGCGAAAAAGCAUUAUUUUACACGACUGCCUUUUUUAUCUUACUCGCAACCUUUAGCCUUUUCGCAUUUUUGUUCUUGGUGCCGUUUGUGAUUGAGCCUGCUUUCACUACGAUUUUCAUGCAAUUCGAUGAGUCACCGGCGUUCUGCAUCACCGUCGAUAAUGAGCAUCUGUAUGGCGCGAAGAACUGCAGCUGGGCUUCGUGUCGCGAGGGCUGCACCAAGGACAUCUACGAAUGCCAACAAAUUCGCGUUAAUUACAAAACGAGCGCGCAGCUAGCAGCAGAAGCGGCUGCGACAGAGGCAACCAUCGAUGCCACAUCGACGACGUCCACGGCUGCUCCCAGAGUAGUCACAGCAAAAGCUACAAAAACCACUGGUGAUAGUAGUGUUAGUAAAGAUAAUAGCAAGAGUAGUCAAAAAAAUAAUUUCGAUAGCUUAAGUGGAAAUAGUGCAACUAAUAAACCAAUUUCAACCGCCGACAAAGAUUCGUCCUCCAGUCUAUUCGGCAGCAGCAGGUUCGAUUCAGCACUGAAUCGAUUCGAACGAGCUGUUCGUACUGACUACGAGUACAGCGAUAUGUUGGUAGAUGGCAGAGCCAACGGUUUCGGAGACCACAAAAAUGGUCUUAUUAGUUCCAUCAUCGGCGAGGACAACACAUUGAUGGAAUAUCCUGAUGACAUGACAGAAAUGAAUGGUAAUGAAUCGGAAUGGUUCUUCACCGGUGCGCGACUAUUUCCCAACGUGAAAGGUUGCGGGUAUCCUCCGAUACUGAACUGCACCAUCUGGACCAAAAAGUAUUGGAAAAUAGGAACUAAUUUCACUUGUUACUAUUCGCGGGUUGAUCCCGGACUGGUAAUAAGCGAUUUGGAUAUGUGGCAAAAUACAUUGAAUCUUGUGUACGCAAUGGCUAUUCCAAUUCCUUCGUUCAUCAUUUCCGUGAUAUACCUAGCGUUUGCAUAUUUUGUUAUUUUCAACGAAGAUGAAGAAGCGGCUCUGCUGGAUAAGAACGGCGAAGAAGAGGAAGGUAUCGAGGAUGAAAUGGGCGAAACCGACGAAGGAAACGAUAACAAAAUUAACGAGAGCGAAGCAGAGAUCACAGCGAACCACAUCAACGAUAACAACGGGAUGGAGGACGGAACAUUGGUCGACUCUACAACGACCACUCCGAUUCAACAUCUACCGAACGGAACGGCCAAUUCGAUCACCAAUGUGAACAACACAAACACUAACACGACCGCAACUACCAAUACGAAUGGUUCUUCAAAACCCAUCACACCGAAUUCCACGUCCGAUUUGAAUUCUUUCGGUCAUCAGCUGAAAGUGAAGAUGGCGGAUGAAAUGUCGCGGGAAAGCAUCGAUGGAGGACUGCUUUCGAAUUCAGCGUCUAUUCAAGGAAACUUGAGCAAGACGAUGACGACCAGUAUCUCAACUCCUCCUGGUCCGAUAGCCGCAGUUUGAAACGCCAAGUGCACGGGUUAGAUGACGUUAAGUUUAGAUUUACUAAGUAAGGGAAAGCUUUUCUUAUGAGUAUCACAAGACAGCAAACACAACAAAAAAGCAACCGAGAUAUUUUCAGUGUCCAGCAUGCGCAAUAAUUCGAACGAAUGGAAGAAAAAUAGCUGCGAAUUGUAAAACGUAUUUUUAACGAUCGAUUGGAACGAAGGCUCAUUUUAAGAGAAUAUUCUAAUCUACUACUCAAGCAGCAACCAAAAAUAAGUAUGCACAAAGGGUACAGACCAGUAGGAACUAUUUAGCAAAACACUUUUAAAGAAAAUCAGUUGUCGCGUAGCCAGGACGAGGUUCAUUUGAGCAUUUAGCGAACUUAAAAGUAUAGGGGCUAGAUGAAGAAGUACGUUGUGAAGACGAAAUAAUUCAAUUUAUCAUCUUUUACAUUUGCUUCGUGUAUUCAAAUAAAUCAAACUAAUUGAAGCUUUUAUUCAAACUGCAAUUUUCUGGAAUCAUCUGUGGGUAAAGAUAAACCAUUUGAACCGAUAUAGGCACCAGGAAACCAUAGUCGAAUAUAUUCGAUCAUGCACAAACCUAUUUGUAAUAACUACUUUUUCACAUAUUUGAACAACAAGGAAAUCUACAUACAAAAAUUCAAAACUGUUUUUAUACAGUUUCAACCACUUGAUGGCAUAAAAUCUAAGGUGUUAUAUAAAAGACUGGCGACACUACCAUAUUUAAUUAAGCAACACUCAACAGGCCAGAUGUUGCAAAAGAGCAUAUUUUUGCCAUGAUUUUUUUAAUGGAAGGUGAAAAACUGUCAGUCUUUUAUGUAUAACGUCUGGCUAUAAAUACAAUAACAGAAACCCACCAAGUACAACUCUGUCCAUGGAACGUUUUUCAUGUAUUCAAUCCAAAGAGCUCAACUCUAGAAAUUAUUUGUAAGUUUUCUACUCCGGGGUGAAUCCAGAAAUGCUCACGUUUGAAACAACAGUAAAGGAUUUUUAACGUUAUUGUUUUCAUUCGAUUCAAAAGAUAGACAUGUUCUUGAAGAUGCGGAUUGCAAAAGUACUUGAAGUGUAUUCAAAGAAUGACGCUUCAUCGAUAGACUCUGACAGUUCUGAAACCAGACUAGAAUAGGCAAGCCAAGAGGUUUGAACAAAUUUUACAAUUUUUACAGUGCAUUGUCAUGAAACAGCAGUUUAGACAUAAGUCAACGUUUCGUAUUUUAACCCAAGUUCUCGCGAUAUAUGCUUGUUCUAGUUAUUUGCUUCAUGGAGUACUGGAGACAUUGCGUAAGGAAUAUUACAAAUAUUACAAAGGGAACACGGACAAACAAAAUCAAAAGCUCAUCUUGGAUUCUACCCCCAUGUUGGACGCAUCACAACAUCAUACAUUAUUCAUCUCAGAAAGCAGAAACGUGCUAUGUAGCCUCUGAUGCUUAGAAGGGCUGGAUGGACCAUUUUGUUACACAUUGGCUCUUUUCAUUGAAAUGAAAACAAAAAAUCAGCUUUUCCAAGACUAGUCUUACUAGACUAGACUAAGGAGUUUGAAUGUCUUUUUCUCCAAUUUUGAUCCGAUUUGACUAUAUUUUCAGGAUAUUUCCUGUCCAUCAUCUCAGUAUGAGAUACUGAAUAUGUAACAUUUUUGGCCAAAAUGAGAUUUUCAUAUAUUCUGAAUGUUCGUCCAAAAAUACGUAUUCUGGCAAAAAAUACGAUAGUUGGUGUUGAGUUUUGCCUAAAACUGUUAAUCUGUAUCGUAGAAAUUGAAAGAUUCGGUGCCAAUUUGUUGAAAAGCAGUUUUUUCUGUUGUUUACUAGAAAAUGUAGAAAAUGGAUUAAUGCAGUUUUUCAAACGCAUGAUUAUUUUAGAUGGUGUUGUUCUUAUUUAGUUCUUGUCAUCCCUCCGACAGAAAUGCGGAUUUGUCAGUAUCCGUGUACACAUUUCACUACAGUGUUCUGCUGCUCAUUGCAGUAGAGAGCCAGGAUCCUUCCCUACUUUAAACUUGCGUCAUUCAGAUCAAUCCUUGACUAUUUGUACAAAACUGCUCUGCCGUCGUAAACAUACCUUGCAUCAAAAAAAAUGUUCGUACUGUGAUGGCUCGGAUACAAAACCAUUCAUAAAUCAAAUUUGAUAUACUAAAACAAUCGUCAUAUUCGUUUCAGGAAAAAGUACGAUGUAUGGUUAUGUUUUUUCAGUGAUCAAUUCAACAAGCAAACAGUCCAUUCUUUUCAUUAAGCUCAUUAGCAGAAAAACAAAAUUAACACAGAAAAAUUGUCCAUACACAGCUCAAAACAUUGUUUAGUCCAAAACUUUAUAUUAUCCAUUUACUCCAUCGUUUAAAAAGUGUCUACGUGCAUUUUUGCGACGUUUAUUCUUGUCAGUUUGAGGCUAGGUAGUCAUAAACUGCUUCUGCAUCAUACGGGAGAGGUCGUGGGUUCAAUCCCAGGUCCGUUUCAUUCUCCUACUUUCUCAUGUUCUAGCAAUCGCUAGAACUGGAAAUGGACUUCCAUACCAUUUUCAUUUCUAUCAUAUACCUCUGAAUUGAGUUACUGAAAACAGUAACUGCUAGAAUUUUAAAUGAACAUGCUAUUAGAAAUUCCAUCAAUUGCUUUCUCCUAUCUAUCACUUUGGCAACUCUCUAAGCAAGACCGAUUCGACGGAACUGUCUAGCCACUUUGUCCUCGAGCUAGUUUGACCUCAGUAUCAAAUAGAUAGAAAUUUACCACAAUCAAGCUUCACCGAAUAGUAAGAGUUAUGAAAAGGUACAUUGAAAGUUUUAGUACAGUCAGUGCGAUAAAACUACUCUGUUAUCACACUGCUCAGACGAGUGGACUUCAUCUCAUUAUUGUACCGAAAGGCUAACAAGACGUCGUCAAGGUAUGAUGAAAUAUAUGUGUUCGGAAGACUGCGUAGUAGACGUAAGCCUCGUAAGCCUACAUUCAAAAAGCUCAGAGGCCUUAUUUCGAGAGGCUCGGAUGCCCACGUUUGACAAAACUCCUCAAACUCGCUAGAGUUAAAUACAAUCAUCAUCAGCAAAAUUAUCGUUCACAUCCUCACGAAUGAGGGGAAUAGUAAAUAAAGCAGAGGCACAAGCAAACCGAGUGAGGAAGAGCGAAGCAAAUACACAUGCGAGUGUGGCGUCGGGUGGAAGAGCACUCAUUAAGCCUCCAGAGCGACACGUUGUAUGUGACGAAAUUCGUAGAGGCUUUUUUGAGUGUAAGUGAGAGUGAGUAACGCAUCACAAGAUAAAGAUGAACGUCAAAUUCGCUCUUGCUUUGCGACGCACAUGCUCGGGUUUGAUGAUGCUCAUUGUUGUGAGUUUUGAUGCUAAUAUCUGCUCCUAAAAAAACCCUGACUCUUGCUCAUUUUCUAUUCGGCGAGUAGUUUAUGACAAGCCUGCUGAUGCCUUUUUUCAAGUGGGUUAGAUGGAAGCCUCCUUUCAAGUGGCUCAAAAAGGCUUGAAAGACUCCUUUAUAGAGACUUGUGAGGAUCUUUUCAAGAGGCUCGUAAGCUUCAUUUCAAGAAUCUCGUAAACCUUCUUUCAAGAGACUCAGAAGUCCUUUUUCCAAUGAGCUAGAAGCCUCCUUUCAAAAAGCUCGGAAGCCUUUUUAAGAGGCUCGGAAGCCUCCUUUCAAAUGAUUUGGAUGGAAGCCUUCUUUCAAGUGUCAAGGAAGCUUCCUUUCAAGAGAAAUAUAAGUUUCCUUAAAAGAGGCAAGAAGCUUGAAGCCUACCUUUAAGAGGCUUGGAAGCGUAUUUUCAAAAUGCUCCGUUUUAGUGACUCGAAAGUCGCCAUUCAAGAGGCUGGCAAGCGUACUUUCCAGAGGCUCAGAAGGCGUCCUUCUAAGGGACUUGAAAAUCCCUCAUUCAAGAGGCUAGUAAGCCUCCCUUCAAGCAGCUCGGGAGUUUUUUUUGCAAGGGGUAUGGAAACCUUCUUUCAAGAGGCCUCGGAGGCCUCCUUUCAAGAGUCCUCGGAAGCCUCCUUUCAAGAGGCCUCGGAAGCCUCCUUUCAAAAGGCACCUCGGGAGCCUCCUUUCAAGAGGCCUCGGAAGCCUCCUUUCAAGAGGCCUCGGAAGCCUCCUUUCAAGAGGCCUCGGAAGCCUCCUUUCAAGAGGCCUCGGAAGCCUCCUUUCAAGAGGCCUCGGAAGCCUCCUUUCAAGAGGUCUCGGAAGCCUCCUUUCAAGAGGCCUCGGAAGCCUUUUUUCAAGAGGCCUCGGAAGCCUCCUUUCAAGAGGCCUCGGAAGCCUCCUUUCAAGAGGCCUCGGAAGCCUCCUUUC